Molecule: messenger RNA, 2642 nt
Organism: Python bivittatus (Burmese python)
Lineage: Eukaryota; Metazoa; Chordata; Lepidosauria; Squamata; Pythonidae
Gene: VPS51
Product: VPS51 subunit of GARP complex
Biological process (GO): Golgi organization; endocytic recycling; Golgi vesicle transport
Cellular component (GO): GARP complex; EARP complex; membrane
Source: RefSeq, a predicted model, not a curated record
GGCGCCGGGGCCCUUUUUCGGAAGGCGAAGAGCGGCUAUGGCGGCGCCUCAGUCCGAAGGCGGUCCGGAGCCUCCGGGCGGGAAGCGGCGGCCGCACGGGAUGCUGAAGCUCUACUACGGGCUGCCGGACCCGGCGGGCGAGGCUUUGGUCGACCCGGCCAGGGGCGACCUCGGGGGUCCCACUGACAUCAACGGGCCCCACUUCGACCCGGAAAUCUACCUCACGAAGCUGCGGAAGGAAUGCCCCCUGGCUCAGCUGAUGGACUGUGAGACAGACAUGGUGAAGCAGAUCCGAGCCCUGGAUAGUGACAUGCAGACGUUGGUCUAUGAGAAUUACAACAAGUUCAUUUCUGCUACAGACACAAUCCGCAAGAUGAAGAAUGACUUCAAGAAGAUGGAAGAUGAGAUGGAUUGCCUGGCUGCCAACAUGGCCGUGAUCACGGAAUUUAGUGCCAGCAUCAGCGGGACCCUGCAGGAUCAACACGAGCAGAUCACCAAGCUGUCAGGAGUCCAUGCGCUUCUGCGCAAGCUGCAGUUCCUUUUCGAGCUUCCUGCCCGCCUGACCAAAUGUGUGGAGCUGGAGGCCUACGGGCAGGCAGUUCGGUAUUACAGCAAAGCCCGUUCCAUCCUCCACCAGUACCAGCAUAUGCCGUCCUUCCGGGGCAUCCAGGAUGACUGUCAAAAGAUCAUGGCUGACCUCGCUCAGAAGCUGCGUGAGAAAUUCCGGGAUGGAGGCUCUGGUGCCAAGGACUUAGCCGAAUGCGUGGAACUGCUGCUGCAGUUGGGUGAGCCAGCCGAGGAACUGUGCGAUGAAUUCCUCUCCCACGCCCACUGCCGUCUGGAGGGCGAGCUGCAGUCCCUGGAGCCUGAGCUGGGAGAUGGGCUGCAGCCAGGCGGGGCUGGCCCAGCGACCGACAUCCUUGAAUUCACUGACCGCGGCUGCAACAGCUUUGUCAGCAACAUUUGCCUGGUGAUUGCCUCGUACCAGGAGCUGUUCAUCAACCGGGAGGGCGCCCAGGGCAUUGCCCGCAUGGCCCACGACAAGCUGGUGGCUUUUGUAGAUGGCCUGAUGGAGCGCUACUUUGCCCUGGUGGAGAGACGCAUCCAGCUGGAAAAAGGUGUGGGGGACAACUCUCUGCUGGUGCGGGCGCUGGACCGCUUUCACCGGCGCCUGCAGGCAUUGGCCAAACUUUUGCCAGCUUCGCGGGCAGCAGCCGAAGGCACGGAGAUAGUCGUGCGCGCAGCCAAGGAGCGCAUCCAACAGUACCUCCAGGCCCUGCAGAGCUUCUACCUGGACUGCCUGACAGAUGUGCGGCAGUCACUGGCUGCCCCUCGCCUUGUGGGUAAGGACAGCCCCAGCCUGGCAGAGCUGCUGGGCACCAUCUCCGCCUCCAUCCUCAACCAGAUCAAAUCUGUCCUCACCUACGUUCACCUCUUCACAGCCAAGGACAUCAACUUCUCAAACAAGCCGUACUUCAAGGGCGAAUUCUGCAGCCAGGGUGUCCGUGAAGGCCUCGUGGUCAGCUUUAUCAAGUCUCUUUGCCAUACAGCGCGGCAGUUCUGUGAGAGUGCAGGCGACAAAGGAGGGUCCAGCCCCCCAGCUCUGUUACUGCUCCUUUCCCGUCUCUGCUUGGAUUAUGAGACCGCCACCAUCAGUUACAUUCUCACAUUAACCGAUGAACAGUUCCUGGUGCAGGACCAUUCCCCUGUGACGCCAGUCACUGUGCUGUGUACUGAGGCCAGGGAGGCUGCCCAGAAGCUGCUAAACCAUUACGUGAAGGUGCAGGGCCUGAUCAUCUCCCAGAUGUUGCGCAAGAGUGUGGAGACGCGCGACUGGAUCACCACCAUCGAGCCACGCAACGUCCGUGCCGUCAUGAAGCGUGUGGUGGAAGACGCCACCUCUAUUGAUGUACAGGUUGGGCUGUUGUAUGAGGAAGGUGUGCGGAAAGCUCAGAGCAGCGAUUCCAGCAAAAGAACCUUUUCUGUGUCUCGACAGCAGAGUCGCUAUGCGCCCAGCUACACACCUAGCGCCCCUAUGGAUACCAAUUUGCUGAGCAACAUCCAGAAGCUUUUCUCAGAACGCAUUGAUAUCUUCAGCCCAGUGGAGUUUAACAAGGUCUCCGUGCUGACUGGCAUCAUCAAGAUCAGCCUGAAGACAUUCUUGGAGUGUGUCCGCCUGCGCACCUUCGGUCGCUUUGGCCUGCAGCAGAUUCAGGUGGACUGCUACUACUUGCAGCUGUAUCUGUGGCGCUUUGUUUCAGACGAGAACCUGGUGCAUUUUUUAUUGGACGAAAUCGUGGGCAGCACAGCUCACCGGUGCCUGGACCCGGUGCCCAUGGAGCAGAGCGUCAUUGAAGUCAUCUGUGAGCGCGGAUAGAGCGGAGUGAGGAAUACCAGGACAGAGCCUUAUUUUGGACAGUCUGGCAGGUCCCAGUUUGCAUUCUCUGUUGCAUCUUCAGCUCUGUUCAGCGAAGGAGCUUUCGAAAACCUCAAGAGACAGCACUUCUGAUCACACUCCCUUUCUACUGUAUGUGAAGCAAUGUAGGAAAAAAAAGGGGCAAACUUGGGGAAGUACGCUGCAGCUGAAACAUCAGUGUGUGGGAAGAUUAUGAUAAAUAAAGAGUAACUUAAUUCUCUGCUGC